Molecule: messenger RNA, 1815 nt
Organism: Labrus bergylta (ballan wrasse)
Lineage: Eukaryota; Metazoa; Chordata; Actinopteri; Labriformes; Labridae
Source: RefSeq, a predicted model, not a curated record
UGAGGCUCCGUGCAGGUAUAAGGAAGUGUUUCCACUGACAGACUAAAAACUUUUCUUCUUUAGCUUAGAAACACACCAGCUACUCUCUCCAACACCCAAAUAUGGCUGUCAGUAAAGAUACAGACUGCAACAGAUGAUCAGGACUGCAGAAAAAAUCAUUGGUGUCGACCUGCCCCCCAUCCAGGACUUAUCCGGUCCCGGGCUGGGAAACGGAAACAACCAUGUACAACAAUGAAGAGAUCCGGAUCGUGAUGGUGGGGAAGACCGGAGCUGGGAAGAGUGCAGCAGGAAACACCAUCCUGGGACACAAGUGCUUUGAAUCUGAUUUCUCCCCUGAAUCUGUGACCGCAGACUGUGCUAAGGCGUAUGGUGAGCUGGAUAGACAGAAGGUUUCUGUCAUCGACACUCCAGGUCUGUUUGACACCAAUACAGAUGAAGAGACGACACGUAAAAAUAUCUCCCAGUGUAUGGCUUAUGCUUCUCCUGGACCACAUAUCUUUCUGAUUAUCAUCAAACUGGGCCGACUCACAGAAGAAGAAAAGAAGACGGUGGAGAAGAUUCAGAAAAUCUUUGGAAAGUCAGCAGACAAAUACAGUAUGGUUCUCUUUACCCAUGGUGACCAGCUCAGUGGGAAACCUAUCGAGGAGUUCUUGAAGAAAAGCAAAGAGCUGCAGGAGCUUGUGGCCAAAUGUAACGACCAGUACCACGUCUUUGAUAACACGAUCUCUGAUAGUUCUCAGACCAGAGAGCUGCUCAACAAGAUCAGAAAUAUAACAGGGAGGAACAGAGGAAACCAUUACACCACUGAGAUGUUUCAGGAGGCAGAGAGGGCGAUUGAAGAGGAGAAACAGAGAAUCCUGAAAGAGAAAGAAGAGGAAAUGAGGAAAGAGAGCAAGGAACUAAUGAGGAAAAUAGUGGAAAAAUUUGAGCAAAGGAUAAAGGAAGCGAAGGAAGACGCGGAGAAGGAGAAACAGCGAAUCCUGAAAGAGAAUGAAAAGCAAAAGUGCAAAGAGGAGGAACUAAAGAGGAAAAUAAAAGAAAAACAUGAGAAAGAACUAAAGGAAGCAGAGGAAGACACUAAGGAGAAACAGCGAAUCCAGAAAGAGAAAGAAGAGCAAAAGUGCAAAUUGAAGGAGGAACUGGAGAGGGAAAUAAAAGAAAAACACGAGAAAGAAUUAAAAGAAGCGAAGGAAGAGAUGGAAAAAGAACUAAAAGAGAAAAUGAAAGCACUGGAGGAAGAACAGGAAGAGAAGGCUAGAAGAGAGGCAGAGAAGAGCCUUUCAGUGCGCGCAAAGAUUGGUCGUGGACUUGCGGUGGUGGGGGCUGUGGGGGCUGCGGUGGCGGUGGCGGCUGGGUUGGCUAUUGCGCCUGUGUCAGCUGUCGGGGCUGUUGGGGCUGGGUUGGUUGCGGGGGCUGUGGCGUUAUUUAAAAAAUAACUACAGCUCAUUGUAUCCGACCUGAUGUACAUUAUAAUGUCAGUGUUUAAAACUGAUCUGUUGAUUCUCAAAUUACUCUCACCUUUUCUUUUAGACAUAUUUUGAACACAAAACUAAAAGACUAAAGGGACUUUCAGACAGGACACGGUGGGGGGCUACGCGCUGCUGUCAAGCCCAUUCAUUGUCUAUGUGUAGCUCUGCACAAGAGCGUAUCUGCACUCGGCCGAGCUGAGCUCAGCACAAGGUCUUGUUUGCCAGUUAGACCAAUAGUAACUGUCUGCAGUCUGCAAGACCCAAUUUCAAAUAUCUUUAUUUAUCUGUUAGGAACUUCAGUUGUGUAAAAAAAGCAUCAGUGUGCAUACAGCUCAGCACAACAAAA